Molecule: messenger RNA, 1355 nt
Organism: Ectocarpus sp. CCAP 1310/34
Lineage: Eukaryota; Phaeophyceae; Ectocarpales; Ectocarpaceae
Source: the annotation of a GenBank genome assembly
AUGCUUGGAUCGUAUCACGUUGUUGUAGUUUCGCCGUCCGCGGAAUCACAACAACCCAAGCAUUCGUCGGAAGCGGCAGCAUCGGCAGGAGCGGCGGCGGCGCGGACGGGUUCGGCCAGCGCGCCGUCACCGACAGCAGCAUCGGCGGGAGCGGAGGUGGUGCGGACGGCUUCGGCCAGAGCACCGUCCCCGACAGCAGCAUCGGCGGUGGCGGCAUCGGUGACGGGGGGAACGGCAGCAGCAGCAGCAGCGGCGGGGUCCACGGUCGCCGCGUUGGCGUUGGGUGUCCAGACGGCCGCAGCGGCGGCGGUAGCGACAUCGGUGAUGGGGGUAACGGCAACGGCGACAGCAGCAGCGGCGUCCCCGAUCGCCGCGUUGGCGUUGGGUGUCCAGACGGCCGCAGCGGCGGCGGUAGCGACAUCGGUGAUGGGGGUAACGGCAACGGCGACAGCAGCAGCGGCGUCCCCGAUCGCCGCGUUGGCGUUGGGUGUCCAGACGGCCGCAGCGGCGGCGGUAGCGACAUCGGUGAUGGGGGUAACGGCAACGGCGACAGCAGCAGCGGCGUCCCCGAUCGCCGCGUUGGCGUUGGGUGUCCAGACGGCCGCAGCGGCGGCGGAGCGGCGGCGGCACCGCAGCGAGGACAGCGGCGGCGAUGGGAGCGGGGACAAGGGGUUGGAUGAAAUAUGGAGUGGGGCCCCGACGCACCCUUUCGACCCCGGGAAGGCUGAGGGGGACGUGAGCAGCAGCAGCACCGGCAGCAGCAGCGAGGAAAGCGGUGGGGCAGGAACGGGAGUGGCAGCUCCGGCGGUGGCAACGGCGGCAGCCGCAGCAGCGACGGGAGUGGCGGCUUCGGCCAGAGCUCCGGCGGCGACACCGGCGGCAGCAGGAGCAGCGACGGGAGUGGUGGCUUCGGCCAGAGCUUCGACGGCAGCCGCAGACGGCAGCGGCGGCUUCGGCCAAAGCCUCGUCGGCGGCAGCGGCGACAACGGCGGCGGUGGUAGAGGCGGCAGCAGCGACGUCACCGGCAGCCGUGUUGGCGCUGGAACUCAUGACGGUCGUGGCGGUGGGGGAACGGCAACGGCGGCGAUGGCAGCGGCGGCAGCAGCGGUUGCGCCCUCGAGUCGACCGGGAACGGGGAGGACACGGUGACAGCGACGACCUCACCUUGUUACAGCCAAGUGGGAGAACAUGUGAAACGUUUACGACAUUGUUCGGUUUUGUGAGCAGGCAUGUACGUUUUAGCUUCGCCAUUUGGCUUCGCAUUUAUUGUUUUGUUCUGUUUUUCCCUUGCUAGCGCACCGUGCACUUUGAUGCAGAAAACACGUGUAUGCCACGGCGUGUGCGUAAGUUUUUUU